This is a messenger RNA of Tarenaya hassleriana, 604 nucleotides long. RefSeq lists its product as uncharacterized. The record is from RefSeq and is a predicted model, not a curated record. NCBI's taxonomy places the organism in Eukaryota, Viridiplantae, Streptophyta, Magnoliopsida, Brassicales, Cleomaceae. The coding region runs from base 109 to 393 and encodes 94 amino acids. The transcript is spliced from 4 exons.
CUUUUUUUUCUUCCCAUAAAAUAUCAUAAGCGAAAGGAAACAAAAGAACCUGGUCUUCGACUCUUCGCCAUGAAAGAAGAUUACGAGGAAAUUUUGUUUCUUUGAUUGAUGAAACUUGAGACCGUCGUAUGUCCGAGACUGAGACGUGUGAGAAAGUUUGAUGAGAAGAAGCAAGCUGUUGCCGAUGUAUUGUAUAAUUAUUCCAAGUUUGCGAUGACUUGUAUCGGAAAUCAGACCCGAGCGAGUGACGUGAGGUUGCAUUUGAUGAAGGAGAUCUCGGGGUUGUCAACUUCUCUGAAAAGAAGAGAAGCUGUUUCUCCUGAACCAGCGGGUGAAUCAUCGAGCUCCGGUACAGCCAGGCUUGAUAAAAUGGACAGUUUCAGGGCACUAUAAUUUAAGCCGGUCUAUGUCUCAUAGCAUAUAUGUUUGCCCAUUACAGGGUUAGUAUCUUGUCUCUUGAAAAAAAAAAAAAACGUUUUUUAAUUCAAUUUUACCGUUUGAUUUGUCUGUGUCGGUUGUUACGUAACGUUGUAUGCCCAAAUGUGCAACCAUUGAAACAGGAUGUUAUGCUGUUACUCUGAAAUGUUAUGCCCAUGAACUUGAA